AUGCCCGAUGUCCCUGGCUUGGUCUAUGCUAGCUCAGCUAAAACCUGCACAUCGUCCUUCAACAUUGAUCUCCCCAGAACAACCCCCAAGGUCCCGGAAAGACCCGGUAGCAGCAUCCGGCUCGGCCAAUUCGAGAUGGCGGCCUACACCCCUCUCAAAGUCUGGGUUCUGUCGACACCGGCCGUACUCGGAUACCAAGGCGGCCAAACCCGGCUGGAUUCCAAGCCCACGCGCGUUACCUCGACCUAA
Molecule: messenger RNA, 249 nt
Organism: Gaeumannomyces tritici R3-111a-1
Lineage: Eukaryota; Fungi; Ascomycota; Sordariomycetes; Magnaporthales; Magnaporthaceae
Exons: 2
Coding region: 1-249 (82 amino acids)
Source: RefSeq, a predicted model, not a curated record